Molecule: messenger RNA, 912 nt
Organism: Hypoxylon trugodes
Lineage: Eukaryota; Fungi; Ascomycota; Sordariomycetes; Xylariales; Hypoxylaceae
Exons: 5
Coding region: 1-912 (303 amino acids)
Source: RefSeq, a predicted model, not a curated record
AUGUUUCACCCAGAACAAGUCAGCAAAACUCGUCCCACACCUUUUGAAGUCACUAGAACCAAUAAUUCGUAUGAUCGCGAAGCAUUAGUCGUAGCUCGUUAUCCAAGUUGCGAACGAAGCGUGCUUCCCAUGGAAUAUCCUAUCGGCGUUCCACGUGAUCGAAGCGUCGCCUGGACUUCACAUGAUCGAGCUUUAUCGCAUUCUGCGCAUUCGGAUUCGUCCCGCGGGGACUAUUGGUCUUCGUUUUCUGAGCCGUUGGUCCGUCAUUCAGCAAGUAGCGAACAUGGCGGGGUAUCACGCAAACGUGGCCAAGAUCCUAUUGACGGGAGUCCAACUCAUCAAUCAUCAUUGAUUUGUCGUAACCAGAGGCCUUCGCGAGUGAGGGCUGAACAGUCACAUGACUUAUAUCAAGCCCCACAAGAAACCCGACGAAGAUAUAAAGACGUAGUGCCAUAUUUUGAGGAUAUGGCGCUGGAUAAAAUCCCGAGGGGUCAAUCCCCUCCAAUGAGUAAGCAGCGAAGGUCUUCCUGGGACCCCUAUGACGACCCCAACGCAACAAGCUUGAGUCUUGUCCAUGGUCGCGUUCGUCAUAAAAGGGACCAUUCCAAUCAGAUUCUUUCGGAUGUAAAAGAGUCUUAUGAUUGGGUCGGUCCUAGGUCCGGUCAAGAUAGGAAACAGCACGCAGCCAUUCCACCAAAGGCUCCCAAAAUCCCUAGACUUCCAACCCCUGAUUUUGACUUUGAUGAUUAUGACGAGAAGAGUCCAGUCAUUCAUCAAUUCUGCGCAUGCUGUGAUGCGAAUGAUAGCUUCGGAGCAGGGUCCGACCGAAGAGAAUGCUCUAUCGCCAAAAUGGAAAGACAAGUGCACGAGGCAAAGUCCUAUAUAUCGCGCAAGGACCCACGCUCUCGCUAA